UCAUCAAUCAUCUCCCCCUCCUGCUUCUAGAUCCUUCGCCUUCCAUCGCGCACUUUCUAUGCAGCCAUAAAUCUUUCUUUACUAAUAUUCUCACUAUUCUUUGCUUACCACUCUUCCUUGUCUGUAGUUUUGAUCUGUCUCCCGCACUAUAUUUAUUUCACAGUCGCAGGUAUUUUGAAGCAAUCUCUCUCUUUAUUGCUGUCAAAGGAAUUCGGGCGUUAUUUCGUCUGUAGCAAGAUGAGUCGGCAUCCUGAAGUCAAGUGGGCACAGAGGUCUGAUAAGAUAUAUAUUACUAUUGAACUGCCUGAUGCAAACAAUCCAAAAGUGAAGGUUGAACCUGAGGGAAAGUUGUCUUUCUCUGCAAGAGUUGGGAAAGAUCAAGUAUUGUAUGAGUUUGGUCUUGACUUGUUAGACAGGGUAAAUGUGAAGGAAAGUAAAACUAAUGUUGGCUUGAGGAACAUAGUCUGUAUUAUUGAAAAGGAGGAAAAGAAAUGGUGGAAGCAGUUGGUGAAGACUGAAGGAAAGCGAUUAUCAUUCCUAAAAGUUGAUUGGAACAAAUGGGUUGACGAGGAUGAAGAUGGAGGCAAGGACAUGGAUCUUAGUCAGAUGGAUUUCUCGAAACUAGGAAUGGAUGAUGAUGAUCUUGAUUAUAAUGAGCUUGAAGAUGAGGAGGAGAUUGGUAGUGAAAAUCAGUCUGCUGAUGAAAAAGAAGGUCAAGAACCUCAUAUAGAAGAUUCAGGCAAGGGAAAGGCCAUAGAGACUUGAUCAAUCUGUCAGGACAUCUAAAAACAGGAAAAGAUGUCAAUGAUGAUGGGUGCAAAAAUAUAAAUAUGCAAUAAUUUGACAUUUUUAUUUUCCUUCUCAUUAUAUGUUUAUAUAUUCUAUAAUUUAUUGCGUGCGCAAGGCAAGUCUUCGUGACCUUUUGUCUUAAGGCCAAGACAGCGUGUUACAGCCACAUGCAAUUCUCAGUAGGAUUUUUAGAUAUAAAAUAUGACCAAAUCUUUCCUCAGUCUCUUGUUAAUUUGAAAUUUUUUUGUUUCAUCUUUUUUAAUACAAUCGAUGGUGACUUGGAUUUAUAAGCUCAA
Messenger RNA from Cryptomeria japonica (Japanese cedar), 1085 nucleotides. RefSeq names its product co-chaperone protein p23-1. The record is from RefSeq and is a predicted model, not a curated record. Gene Ontology annotation, biological process: chaperone-mediated protein complex assembly; protein folding. Bases 238 to 765 code for a protein of 175 amino acids. Gene Ontology annotation, cellular component: nucleus; cytosol. NCBI's taxonomy places the organism in Eukaryota, Viridiplantae, Streptophyta, Pinopsida, Cupressales, Cupressaceae. The transcript is spliced from 6 exons. Gene Ontology annotation, molecular function: Hsp90 protein binding; protein-folding chaperone binding.